CGAGACGUCACACUAAACAGGGACAGUUUUAUUUGGAGCCGAGAUAAGAAAGCAGAGGACGACAACAGACGCAAUCAAAGCUGUUGGCUACGCAUUUAUUACGAACGGAAGCAACAGAGUGAACAAAUCCAGACAAGACCUUCCAGAUGGAUUUCACCCAUCCAGGAAGCUGAAGCCCACACCAGUUCAAAAUCUUUUUUUUUUUUUUUUUCUUUUUUUUUAAAUUUCUCAAUUUUGUAAUUGCUAUUGAAGAUUUCCCAUCUCCCGCUCCCAGGAUCAGCGUCAAACCACAUACUUGAAGUUCUCUAAAGGAUCUCGCUACACACAAGACUUCGUUAUUAUGGUUGCCUGACUGAAUGGUCACUUUGCAUUUUGCACGAGCUCCACAUUGACAAUGACCUCCAGCAUACCUACUUUGUAAAAAACCAAAAGAAAACAACCAAACACCUAUUCCAUUGACUGCUGUGGCCAUCCUUGACUUUCUGAACCAUGUCCCAUCCCCUUCAUAACCCCUAUAAUUUUGGGAUACAAAGUUCUACGCAGCAUCAAAAUGCGCUCAGCUCUUCUGGAGCAUCCUCUGGAACUUCUGACUCUACGUUGGGAACAAUUCCUUCACUGCGUGCUUUUCCAGUGAGCUACACCCCCCCACAGAGUAGUUCUAUUUUAGAUGGAGGCAUAAAGAGAUCUACAGAAAUGUAUCUUGGUCAAGCCAGGACAGAGAUGAGACAGCAGCCUGUUAACCAGGCCCCUUGCUUUACCGGCACUCAAGAAGACAAGUUUAUUUCUUCAACUGCAACGGUUGCCUCCAGUCCAGUGUGCUCAGCAUCUCAAAGACACUCUGAUUUUAAAAGUGGGCCUUGCUCCUUGGACUGGUCAGCCUAUAAGAAAGCCACUGAAAAUGAUUCUUCUAGAUUUUUUUCAUCAUCUACUUCACUGAGCUUUCAAGGCAGUGGUGAAAGAGAACAGGAUAUGCAGUCCAUUCCAGGCUUAGGUGAUUCUGACUAUCGAAUGCAAGACAAACCUGUGCUCCCUACUGAUUCCAGUUACCCAAAGUACUCUUCACAAGAAGCUUCUAACAUCCUUUUACGUUUUGGACUUGAAAAAGAUGACUUGGAAUAUCUGAUCUCCUACCCUGAAGACCAGAUAAACCCUGGCAAUCUGCCUUUUAUCUUAAGGCAAAUCCGCAUGAAGAAGGCUGAGAAUGUUAAACCUAUUGUUCAUUCAAAAGCCUGUCCUGAACCUCAACCCACCCCCAGCAUGACCGUAAUGGACAGGUUCAGAAGGGAAGGGAUGCAACAGGACGAAUUGGCACAGAUUAUCAAACCAAGUAAAGUGAUUGACUAUGGACAUACUAGCAAAUACGCUGGAGGGUUUGGCAGUGAUAUAGGAAAGAGCAGUGGAAGUGGAGCUAACAGUAGUGAGAGUGGCAGUAUGUUGCUCAUGGACACUUGUGAUGGUGACAGUUGCAAUAGAGAACCACUGCAAGAAGGUACGGCAGAGGUGAAAACCAGCACCUUGGUUUCUUCACAUGACCAUCGGGGUACUGUUUCCACUAAUAGUUCAAUGCAGAGCUAUGAGCCGCCUCCAAACAGGAAUCUAACUCAACGAUUGCUGACUCAGCCAAACCAGGCAUCUCAAGAAAUCAUCAGCUCUUUCUCUCUGCCAAAGAAAGACACAGACUUAAGACUUCUCAAAUCCAAACUAGUUCCUUUGAAAGAACCAGAGCCAGAUUGCCAUUUGGCAUUAAAAAUCCAACCACCUCUCAGUCAUAUUGCUCGUGGUGUGCAUCCUGAUCAACCUGGCCUUGUGCUCAUCGGCAAUAAUGAUAACAGUUGCACCAAGGAUCAAAGUAAAAGUCAACAACAAGCGCCAAAGGUUGCUAAGCCCAUAAACAAUCAGAAGAUGCACCAAAGGCAGAUGCAGCAAGAGCUAAAGAAACAGGCGGAGCAGCAGCGGCAGCAGGACCAGAAGCAACCACCAGUGCAGAUGGGACAAUGCCAGUCUGCAAAACCAGCUACUCCCCUAGCACCUCAGAUAAUUCCUAAACCAGUGAACUUCGUUCAUAUGCCGCUGCCACUUUCCAGCAAGCAGUGUCUUGCAGACAGGGAGCUAUCAAAGGGUCUGCCAGCGUUGGCCAUGAUGCAAGACUAUGCUGCAGCCACACCACAAACCUUUCCACAUACCUGUUCUCUCUGUUUGCAAAAAUGUACUGGUAUGAAGGAAUGGCUCCUUCACCAGAAUACCAGCUUUCACCUCGACAACUGCAAACUUCUUCGGAAACGAUAUCCACAGUGGGAUGGUAAAGUACUGACGUACCAAAGUGCUUCAAAUACAGGAAAGAAGUCCUCGUCCUCCACCUCUGGCAAAACUUCCCAGCAUCGUCAUCAGAAAACCAGGCGUGAGAGUCGUUCCCGUUCUCGCUCACACAGCCCACGUCGCCGCCUUGGUUCAGAUGGCAGAAGGCCUAAACAUGGAAACUAUUUAUGCUCUCGCUCAAAGAGCCCUCACCAUCACUACAGCUCUGGGGAGAGAAGAGAGAAACUCAGUAGUGGAUCACGAUCGCCAAACAGCUCCAGACAUGCUCGCAGACUUUCUAGGUCCCGGUCUCGUUCCUUCUCCCCACGGAAGGACUAUCUUGCCUCCUUGCAUUAUCAAUCACAUUCAAGGAGCCGUGAAAGACGAUCCUCACCGAGAAGGAGAGAUGGGAAACAGUUACUACAAAAGAGGAGUGAUGAAAGACGAUUGCUGACAAGGAGACGAGAUGAUAAGCGUUUGCCGCUGAGCAGAAGUCAUAAGAGCUCAUCAUCAGAAAAGAGGCCUCAACAAAAGAAGUUGGACAGCAGUACAAAAAGACUUGCUAAACAGCUGCUGGAAACCACAGGUCUCCACUCUUUGUCAAAAGAGUCUGACCUGGAGGCCAUAGCUGAAACAAUCGCUCCUGUCAUACUGGCUGAGCUAGCCAAGAUGAAGUCACCAUUAACAUCAUUAUCAUCCUCUGCUUCUACAUCAUCCUCCUCCUCAAAGAAGGCGAAGACCACCAAGUCAUCUGAAAGUAAACCUGGACUUCAUAAGAGCGAAGCAAGUACCUCUUCAAAGCCUAAGGCUAGUAAAUCUUUUACUUCAACAAUGGUCAAAUUACAUGGGAUUGUCAAAACUUUUUCUCAUGAAGAGGUGGUUGCUGCUGUGGAACAUUUUGGAAAAACAGAGUCCAUUGUACUGUACAGGUCCAAGCUAGAGGCAAAAGUGAAUUUCAUGAAAGAAGAAGAUGCUCAAAAACUGAAAAAGUUAAAGAGCAUCAACAUAAAAGGAAUACCAGUCACUGUUGUCAGAGAACAGGAUACUGUUACAAAGAAGCCUCUUCCAGCCUUUACCAAAAAACAACAGAAGCUUCCACAGAAAAAAAUCGUCAAGUCCACUAAAUCCGCUUCAACUGGAAAUUCUUUUAAAAAGCCGUUGUCUUUGUCAUCUGGAGACAAAAAAAAUACAACAGGCAAACUUGUUACUAAAGCAAAAGUCUUGGUUUCCAAAGCAAAAAGUGUCUCAACAAAACAGAUAUCCAAAACCUUAAAGCAAGGCAAAGUAGCUGCAAAAGGAGCUGUAAAUGUUGUUGAAGAGAAGAAAGAUGCUUCAAAUCUUAAAGGUUGCAAUGAUUCCAAAAGUUCAGGAAAGCAGCAGGGUGAUGCUGUCUCAAAACAAAGACCUACCCUCAAAAGAUCUGAAAGCAAUGCUAAAAACUCUGUAGUGGCAUCUAAAGAUACAGUGAAGGUGGUCCAAUUGUCAAAAAAGACUGUGAAUCCAAUUAAAGGAACUGCAAUUGUCACUCGUGCAAAGGUCUUAGUUGCCCAAGCACAAACAGCCUCAACUAUCGACAAACCUCAAAAUCAAUUACAACAAUUGGCUGCAACAGGAACUUCAACAACAUUAAAUGUGGAAGAAAUUACUGUAAAGGACACUAAUGUUCAAUCUAAAACUUCAGAGGAUAAGCCUGGUGUAGAGACUUUAAAGCCACCAGAAAUGGAAAUAAAGUUUCAGCAGCCAACAGUGGUGAGUGAGGAGACAACCAAGGUAAUUAAAACAAGAAAUGCAACAGCUUCUGAAACAAAGAACCAGGCUGAUGAAAAAGUUAAUCAGAAGGAAAAAGAGGUCAAACACACUGAACUAUUAGAGUCUGUGAAUACAAAAGUCGUAGAGCCCAUGGAAGUUGAAAGUUUUUCGGGUAGCAAAUGCUUACGAGAACUAGAGUCCUCUGAAAUAGGACAAACACCACCACAGACUUUAGGAAGCUCAGCUCAAGCUGCUUUGGAUACAAAGCAGACACCUGAAAGGAUGAAAAUGGGUCAAGAGCAGCAAAAAGGCAUGUUGGACACAGUUCAUGCCACAAAUGUUCCACCCAAACCUAAAGCUUCAGAAAAUAAGCCUGAUGCGACCUUCAAGACUCCCAAAAGUGAUACAAAUGUUCAAGAAUCUGCAGUUAUGCCGGAAGACAGAGCAAGAAAUGUGUCUGCUUCUGAAAUGAAGCAGCAGACAGAAUUAGCCAAAGCUGAGACAAAAGAGGCCAGUCAUACUGAACCACUUGAUUCUGGGAAUAAAAAAGUGACAGAGCCCACACAACAUUUUACUGACAGAACAACUGAACUAACCGAAUCCAAUAAGGAUCAGACACCAACCAGCACAACUGAGACUACACUAGAUGUAUCUGCAACAAAAUAUCCGAUUGAUACACCUCAUAGAACACAGACUACCAUAAAACAAACAGAAUCCUACAAGGAUUCAGAGGUUCAAGAAUCUGGAAUAGUUCCUGAAAAGAAAACCAAGAUUCCUGAAACAAAAAAUGUAUCAGUUUCUGAAACACAGCAGCAGGCAAAAUUGUUGAAAGUUGAGACAAAAGAGCCCAAACACACUGAGGAUUGCUUUGAGGAUACAAAGGUUCAAGAUUCUGGAUCUGCCAAAAAUGAUGUGGACGAGGCAAUGGAAGUCGAACAUUUUGCUGAGAAAAAGGCCUUACUAGCCAAAUCGAGUGAGGGUCAGACACCAGCCAGUACAACCGAGACCACACCAGCAAUUGAUCACCCUCAGAGACUGCAGACCAGAGCUGAGACAAAAGAGGCCAAACACAGUGAAUCACUAGAAUCUGGAAAAACAAAAGGGACAGAGUCCAUGGAAGUUGAAAGCUCUGCUGACACGACACAGACCAUUGUCAAAAACACAGAAACUUUGGAGAUCCAAAAAUCUGCAACAGUGCUUGAAAACACAACCAAGGUUCUUGAAACAAGAAAUGGAGCAGCUUCUGAAACAAAGCACCCGGUAGAAUCUACCAGUGUUGAUGUAGAUGCAAAAGAUACCAAACGUGCUGAAUCACUGGAGAUUGGAGCAUGUAAAAAGGCCUUAGCAACCAAAUCCAAGGAGAAUCAACCUUCAAUUGAUACAGCUGACACCAUACUAGCUGCAUCUCUACCCAAACCUUCGACCCCAUUAAAGACACCACAGACAACUAUAAAAAUGCCAUCCUCAUCACAGAUCCAACAGAGUGUGACGCCAGAUCCAGAGUCCACAACUGCACUAGGACAAAAAACCCUGCAAAUGUCAGGAAGUUCAACUGAAGCUGCUCUGGAGGCAAAGCAGACAGUUCAGAGUGUGAACACAGUCGCACAGCAAAAAGAUCUUGUGAUUGCUGUGACAAGUCAAAAGGACCUGUCAAAAACUGUCAGCAAUGUUUUGGCAGUGUCGACUGCAGUAGCUGCAUCUUCCAAAACUGAGCCAACAGCUGCAACAGCAGGCAAGCAACAGCAAAGUUUUAGCAACCUGACUUUUGGGGAGAAGAUAGAAAAGCUCAUGGAUAGAAAUCGCCUGAAUUGUUUCAAAAAUAAUAAAACAUUGCUGUCAAAGGUGAUGUUGAUCACAAACCUGCCAGACUAUGAAAAUAGCUGCUACACAGAGGCGGACGUUGCCAAUCAGCUCUCCCUAUUUGAAUUUGGAUAUCUAGAAGAUGACAUCUAUGUUAUUCCUCAAAUGCGUAUGGCUUUUGCCAUUGCGCCAAGUCUGAUGAAGGCAAAAAAGCUUUUUCAAGCGUCAAAAGAGAAGAGUAUUAUUCUCAAUGGGUCCACACUUUGUUUGGAGUUUUUAAUCUACUCCUUUCCAAUGAAUCCGCUUGGGUUUUAUAGCACCCUGAUGAAGCUGGUGAAUUAUCAGCAGACAACUGAUGAUGGAUCAACGGUAAUCUACAUCAAGAAUAUCUCACUAAGUGAGGCCAAUGAUCUCAGGGAAGCUUUGGAAAAAAUCGGUUCUGUCAAAAACUACCUGCCACUCCUCAACAAGGUGUUUAUUGAAUUUGAGUCCAUUUACGAUGCUGAUCGACUCGGAGUUUGGUACAGCCUCCUGAAACAAGGCUUUGCCCAUAAUGUCUACAGGAUUAAGAUACCAAGAAAUGAAUCCACAGCAAGGCCACCUAGACUGGCAGCGAAAGCUUUGCCGGACAGCAAGGUUGUCGCUGAAGGGGCAACAAUCCCAACAGCAAAUUUUGGUGUUCCUCAGGGAAGCACUUCACCAUUUUGGGUUACAAUGAAAACGUAUCCCUUUUUGUUCCCUACCGCAUCUCCUUGGUUUGUCAUCCCAGAUUUUGUGACGGUCCAGCUGACAAAAAAACAGAAAAACCGUCCUCCAGGCUCUGUUUUCCCCCACAUUAUGCUGACCGGUUUGCCAGAAGGGAACUACAGACAUGAGGAUGUCGCCAAGCUGGUGUGGCACCAUUUCCCCAUUCAUAAUCUUCAUACUCUGUACUACAAGAUCAUCGUUUUACCACUGCAGAGGAGGGCCUUCGUGUACUUCAGUGGCUGGAAUGCCUGUACCAAUUUUGUUCAACUGCACAGGAAAAAUCCUAUUUCUGUCGGAGGUCAGAUGCUCAAUAUCCACUUCGUGUUACAGGACAUGCAUCCUGGAUCCAGUGAGGAGGUCAUGUACAGAAAUCUGAUGAAAUGGAGCAAUAUUCAUGUUCCAGAUUCAGAGUCUCUGGAGGAGCGGCUGAUCCAUGUGGAGAUCUCUGAGACAUCUGUGGACCUCAUCAUGAUGGUCAUGCAAGUGGUGGCAUCCAAUGGUUCCUUUGUCAGAUUCUUGCCACUUGCUAACAGGAUUUACAUUGAGAUAGCAGAAUCUACCCUUGUAACAGAGGUGUUGGAGAAGAUUGCUUCAAAUGAACAUUUAUCUACGAAUGUAAUUUGGAAAAAAGUUCGACGUAUUGAAACUUUGAAGAGUCUAAAACAGCGUCUGCAAGACUCCAGUGAGAUUAAAGUAAAUCUUGAACUGGACACCAUAGAUGUUAAGUUCCCGACUGUGAAAAGUGGAGCACAGCCUUCUCUUUCUGAUAAAGGGGCGCAAACUCUUAAGCAAACAAGUACCUCUGGUUCUGCUCAACCAGCAGUAUCAGUUAGUUCCAACAUUUCUAAGUCUCUCACAGCAGGACAAAGUGCAACAAGUGACCAAGAAAUGGAAGAAACCAGUGAUAAAGGGGAAGAAGGGUCACCAGUAACUUCAGUCACCUCUGCUGAUGAAAGAACUUUUUCAGCUGCUUCUACCCCUGCUCCUCCAGUCACAAGUCUGACAAAGUCUAAGGAAACGAUCAAAGAACUUCUUUAUAUUAAUGCUGACGAGCCCAUAUUGAUUCAGGGAACCAAGACACAGACUGUGGAUAAAAUGAGCCUCAGCAAGAGAGAAACAACCUCUAGAAGUGACUUGGAUAAAGAGAAAAUGGAAGAAAAGACCUGCGGAGUGGAAAUAGAAAACCAAAGCCUGGUUGUGUCGACCACUACAAAACAGAUCUCAACAAGGCCCUUGAACGACUCCACGAGCAGCUCAUCUUCUAGUGUAAGCCAGACCUCUGUCUCUUCUUCUCUACAAUCUAUUGAAACUCCUCCCUUCCCUUGCCAAACAGCACAGCCAGAAAAUCCAGAGUCUCCAGAGAUAGCCUUACAUUCUCCAUCCUCCAGCUGUAAGCCUUCUUCAUCAACGAUUGCAUCAACAGCAGCAGCAGCAGAUGUGACAGUAGAGAUAUAUCAGCUUCAUAGAGACGAAGAAGCAAAACCCAAAGAAAUUGCAGUAGGGAAGUCUGGUAAAGUGUUAGCAGAGGGCAUUACUACAGAGACAAAUAGAACAGAAACAUCAUUAGCUAUACAUUCAGCUGCACAUAGUCAGGGGUUAGAGUUAACAAACCAAAAACAGAAUCUAGAAAUUGAUUUUAACAAUGGCAAAGAGUUGAAGGAGAGGACAGAAGAAGAAUGCAGAAAUGAUUAUUCUGGCAAGUAUCCUGAGGAGGAGGACUUUGAAGAUUACCAAAUCCUGGACUCGAUUGAGGAUCAAAUGGAUGAACAGAUGAAUGAAGACGGAAGCCAAGAUGGCACUAAAACCAAUAUAUCUGGGUGUAUACAAGAGGCAGGCAACUCUUACCAGGUGAUGGAUAGUGUUACCGAGGACCAAGCAUCUGUAGUUAAAGAGGACUCUCAAGAAGAUGCCACUGAUAAGGAUGUGUUAGAUUCAAGAACGAACCAAAGUCCAAGGAUCAAGGGAGCUCGAACGACCAAACAAACACAAGGAGAAAUGCAGAGGUCUUUUAAAGCCCCCGAAAAUUUGGGCCAAAUCCUAAAUGUUGAAGACCAAGUCGACAAAGACAUGUCAAGCGAUGCAGAUUGUGCUAAACAAGAAACCUUUGAGAUAUUGGAUUCAAUUGAUGAUAACACUGAUGACCAUGUUUCUUCAGAAACACAUAUUUUUGAUGAGCUAAAUUUCAGUUUAGAGGACUUUGUCACUGUUGAUGAAAUUGGUGACAACACGGGAGAAGCAGCCUUCAGCCACCAAAGCUGCUCUUCUCAUAAGCAGAACUCUGAAAGGAAAAAAGAAAGGCAAAGCUCUCACAUUUCCUCCUCUUCUUCCUCACCUGUGCCCACUCACAUCACAGUGAAAGGAAAUUUGUCUUCUAAUGUCUUUAAGACCUCUACCUCCUCAUCUUCUCAGUCUUUUGAAACUUGUAGGAAAACACACCCAAGCAAGUUAAAGUCCCCAGCCAGAGCACUGCAUACUUCAUCCUCAGAUUGCAGGGCGUAUUCAUUAAAGAUGGCAUCAGCAGCAGCUGAGACAUCGGUUGACACAUAUAAGCUGCACAAAGAAACAAGUUCUGUUGAGUCAGAGUCAAGGCAGUCACCUGGACCUGAGAAAGGCCAUAGACUGCAUAAGUUGGACAGUCAAGUCAUGGUGAGCGAUACAGAUGCAGUCAAAACCUGUUCAAAGGAAUGGAGUGAAAUCGAAUUGGAUGCUUCUGUCCAACUAUUACAUGGGGUUUCUAAACACCAAGUAGCUACCAAUCAAGAAGAUGAUUGCCUUGUUGAAAAUGAAGACUCAGCAGAGAAAAGGGAGGUUGAGGAAAACAAGAUUCGGAUAAUGGAAAAUUCUGAUAAAUCUACAGUUCUAGAUGCAGCUGAUAAAAUUGAAAUGUCACUUACAAGUAGCAACCAAAACCCUAGAGGCCAAACAGAAGAUAGAAGAAGAAAAGAAAGGGAAGAAAUGUUUUCAGAAGAAUCCUGCAAAGCGUCCAAAGAUGCUGAUAACAGAGACAUGAAAGACAAUUCAUCAGAUAGUACUGAUCAUGAAACCUUUGAGAUAUUAGAUGCAACUGAUGAUCAUACUGAUGACCAUGCCUCAUCAAACACCAACCUUUUUGAUGAGCCAAAUUUCAACUUAGAGGACUUUGUCACUGUUGAUGAAAUUGUUGAUGAUGUGGAAGAUAUGGCCUUAGACCACCCAAGCACAGCUUCAUCUAAGCAGAACUCUAGAAUGAAAAGUGAAAGGCAAGGUUCAAAUGUUUCAUCACCUGUAAAGCAGACUUCUACAAGAUCCCCAAAAGACUCCAAGAGCUCAGCAACUUAUUCUUCUUUCUCACAUUCCUUAUCCAAGUCAAUGAAAGCCACUGCGAGGAGCAGUUUGUGUAUGGCUAUGGAAACUCCUGCCUCCUCUGUGGAAAAAGCAGCAUCAGGUAACCCAAAAUCUCCAGCCAGAGCAUCGCAAGUUUUGUAUUCAGGUUUUAGGACCUGUGCAUCAAAAGCAGCUCUAAGUGGAGUUGAGACUUGUCAGCCAAAUGAAGAACAAGCAAAACCAACAGAGAGUUUAGUGGUAAAAUCUGACCACAAAAUUUCAGCCGAUGGCAUUGCUUUGAAAAUUGUUGAGUCAAAGUCAAGCCAGUCAUCUGCUCUUGAGCAAGGCCAGAAAUUCUUUGGAGAUGGCUAUAAGGUCUUGGACAGUAUUGAAGAUGAAAGUCCUGAGGAGUUUAGUGAAACGGAAAUGGAUGCACCUUUCAAAGCACUAGACGGUGUAACUGAAGACCAAACAGCAACAGUUCAAGAGGCCACUCAAACAGUUAAAGAUGAAGGUUCCACAUUGAUGCAGCUGUCCGAGGAGCAUGUGAUUCAAGUAGAUAAUUCUGCUGAAGAUUCGGCUGAGAGAAACGAAGUGCUGGACACAAGUAAGAAUCAAGCUUCAAGGAGCAUGGGCGAUGGAAGGUGGGGGAAAGAAAAAGAACAACAGAUGCUUUCAGGAGAAACCUGCAAAGACUCUGGCCAAAUGACAAAUGUUAAACACCAAAGCAUCAAAGAAGCUUCACCAGAUAGUACUGAAGAAGAAGGCUUUGAGGCACUGGGCUCAGCUAAUGAUCACAUCGAUGACCAAGUUGUUUCAGAUACCACCCUUUUUGAUGAGCAAAAUUUUAACUUGGAGAAUUUUGUCACUGUUGAUGAGAUUUUCGAUGACUCGGGGGAGGACCAAAGCACAGAUGUGUUAUCCUCUGCCGAACAAACCUCAUUAAAAUCCUUGAAAGGCUUCAAGAGUUCUUUGUCACCUUCCUCAUCUAAGACAAGGAAAUCCACUUUGAAAACCAGGUUGUCUUCUAAUGUCAAAACGAUCUCUUUACAGUUAAAUGAAACUCCUGCUUCACCUGAUCAGAAAAGGAAGUCGAGCAAGCCAAAGUCUCCAGCCAGAGCAUCUUAUUCUUCAUCCUCAGGUUGUAGGACUCAUUUGUCAAAGCUGUCAUUGACAGCACUAGUUGAGGCAACAAUAGAGACUUGUCAGCUUCAUAGAGAAGAAGCAAACCCUACAGAAAGUGUACCUGUAAAGUCUGACCACAAGGUUUCAAUAAAAGGCAUUGCUGGGGAAACUAUUGAGUCGGAGAUGAGUCAGAGACCUGGACCUGAGCAAGGCCAAGAAUUAUAUGAAGGAGGCUUUCAGGUCUUGGACAGUGUUAAUGAUGAUGACACAUGUUUAAAGGAGUGCAGUGAAAUUGGAUUGGAUGCUUCUCGCAAAGUGCUAGACAAUGAUAUCAGAGACCAAAUAACUACAGGUCAAGAGCCCAAUCCUUUGGCCAAAAAUGAAAGUUUUACAGUAAAGCAGCUGUCUGAAGAUUUGAUUCUGGUAGUGGACAUUUGUGACAAAAAUGCAGCAAAGAGCAGGGGAGAUGGAAGCAAGGGGAAAGAUGAAAUAACGCUUUUGGAGGAAUCAUCCAAAGCCUCCAAAGAUGCUGGCUUAAUUGCAGAAGGUAAAAAACAGUCUCUUGAAGAGGGAGACAACACUUUAAAAGAGGGUACUGAACAACAAACCUUUGAGAUACUGGAUUCAACUGAUAGUCAUAAUGAUGAUUAUAUUUCUUCAGACACUCAACUUUUUGAUGAGCAGAAUUUUGAGAGUUUUGUCACUGUUGAUGAAAUUGUUGAGGAUGUGGAUGACAACCAAGGCACCUUCUCAUCUGAGCAGAACUCCAGAAAGAAAAGAAAAAGACAAAACUCAGAUGUUUCAUCUUCUGCCAAGAAGAUCUCAACAAGAUCCUUGAAAGAGUCUAAGAACUCAGCUGCUUUAUCUUCCGAAUCCAAGCCCACUGAAGCUUCAGAGAAAAGCACCCUGUCUUUAGGCUUGACCACUGAGUCACCAAAAAAACAAAAAGGCUCAUCUGAACCAACCAAAUUCAAUACCAUAUCUAUGCAAUCUGCUCAGGGCACUAAGACCCCUUUAUUCUCUUCUUCGCUGCCUGUCGAAAUUCAUGCAUCGCCUUUUCGCCGAACACAGCCACACAAGACAGAAUCUCCAGCCAGAAGACCACACACUGUAUCCUCAGGCCACAAGACCCAUUUGUCAGAGAUGGCAUCAACAUCAGAUAUUGAGGCAUCUGUAAAGAUUCAAUAUUCUAAUGAUUCAGUGAAAAAAAACACAGAGUGUGCAGCAGCAAAGUCUGACCACAACGUGUCAGGAGAGGGCAUUGCGGCAGGGGAUUAUGUCGGAAAAUGUAUUGAGGAGGAGGAGGAAGAUGGUGAAACUUACCAAGUCAUUGAUUCAGUUGAUGAUCAAACAGAAGAACAGCUGGAUGACGAUGGAAAUCAAGAUGGCUGUGCUAAAACCAAGUAUCCAGGACCUAAACAAAGCCACACAUUGCAUGGGGAAGGUUAUCAGAUUUUAGACGAUAUAAAAUCCACAAUCCGAAAUGAAAUAAAACAGCACCUUGAAUGUCAAGACAUCCAAAACACUUCAACAGAUGCUACUGAAGCAUUUGAGAUACUGGAUUCAGUUGAUGAUCUGACUGAAAUAGAAGAUGAUAACCAAAAAUUUGAAACCCUCGGCACCCAAGUAUCUAAAGAAGCCACAGAAGAAGAGGAAGAAGCUUACCAGGUAAUUGAUUCUGUGGAAGAUGAGCCAGCAACCACAGAGACCAAAUUGGAGGCAGACAACAAGGAAAAAAGAACAGAGAAAUCCAAUGAACCUAAAAGAGAUGAUAGACCAACAAGGAGGAGUGGAUCAAGGUCCAGAACAUCUAAAAGUGAAGAGGAGGGGAAAUUACCAAUAAAAGAGGACAAGAUGGUGAAAAAAUAUGAGACAAGAACAAAGAAAAGCAAUACAGAAAAAGACAGAAAUAUUCUCAAGGACACUGAAAAGAUCAUUCAUGGGAAAGUAAAUUUUGAUAAAGAUGAACCAAUUCAAGAUGCUUUUACUGCAGAAAGGUCUGAUAGUAGAAGGUCUGUUAGAGGAUACAAAGAGGACAAACUGACAUACACAGAACAAUCUGAAAAGCCAGAAGCGGUAGUGACUGACAACAGCAAUUCAGCCAUUACAGCACAAUCUACCAGUGGGAGAAAGGAAAGAACGGCUAGAGAAGUCCCAACAAAAGACAAGACUACAGCAAGAAGGAGAACCACAUGGGCUGUAGAUUCCCAGAAACGGGAUCCUGAGAAAAAUACAGAAAAUGAAGAGACAGCGCCACCGACCGAGAAGACACCAACAACAAAGAGUGAUGCCUUGAUAAAAGACUUAAGGGAGGACUCUACCUAUGAAAUACGCCCUGUGGAAGAUGAUGAUGUUAGGAAUAAUCGACCUGCAACUUCAGAAAACACAAGGUUGGGAAGACCAAGGAAAUAUAUUGAGAAAACUUUUUUGGAUGACACAUCUGAGCUAGUGACUCUGGAUGAGGUGGGGGCAGAUGAGGGUGGAGAGAAAGGUUUUUUGGAGGGAGAAGAGUGGAAUAGGGAGAUUACGGAGGAUGAGCUGCAGGAGUUUGUCACAUUGGAUGAGAUUGGUGAAGAAGAGGAGGAGGGACAUGAGGUCUGCCCACUCAACCCAGAUAGCCAGUCAGUGAAGUCCUUAAACCAAGAGACUUUGUCAAAUGUGAAUGAAGCAGUGGAUGAUGAGAAUGAGAAGGGUGUCAAAAAGGAGGCUCAGAAAAUCUCAAGAUCUAAUAAACGCAAACGUGAUGACAAUGCAGAGGAGAAUGUGAACUUGAAAAGAGAUGAAGACAAGGACAAGAAAGCCGUUAGAACCAGGACAAGUGGCCAAGCCUGGAAGAGGACUAGACAGAUCCCUGUGAGAAAAUCUGUUAGAGGGAAAAAAGGGGAUGCAACACACGAGAGAGAAGAUGCAGAAACAGAAUCACUGCCUGCCGCUUCACUCGAGUCCUCGUCACUGGACAAAAACGUAUCUGUACUGUCAAGUGACAACAAACCAGACAGCCAAAAAACAGAGGAGAAACCAGAGAGCCAGCCCGAUGUUGAUGCUGCCUCUGCUGGGCAACAGCAACAGCCUGAGUGUCUUGAUAACCAGACACAGGAAGGACCGAGCAGGAGUGACGUUAAAGCCGUCUGUAAACAAAGGAGAGCGCUUAUUGAACCCAAAGCAAAGCGAUCUUGUCCUCAGUCUCCUCGCGUCACAGACAACUUGGAUGCUGACGCGUCACUUGGUGAUGAGCAUGUGGUCCAGAAAAUGGGGCUUUUCUGUAACCUCUGCUCCAUUUUCUACCUGGAUGAGCCAAAUGCUAAGGACCUCCACUGCAGAAGCCAGAAACACCAGGAGAACCUGAAGAAACAUCAACAGAAUCUUCGACGGAGACCUUCGAGAAUGUCGACGAGAAAUUCUCAAGGCUCUGUUAAGAAUGAAUAUAACUAGAUUUUGUUUUUCGUUCUUUCCCUUUUUUAUGAGAGGUGCAAACAAAACCACAUGUAGUUGAGAUUUGGUGACGAGUGACUCAAGUGCGUGAAACCUGGGAGAAUGACUUGUCUGCGUGUUGAACCACUGGACAAGUUUAAAAUGUAAACUUUCAUGUGAAUAAUUAGCACUCAUGAACAUAUUCUUAUAAGAAAAAUAACUAAGAGCUUUCUGCCGCUUUUUUCAUCUGACAUCGACCAUGUGGAAAUUUUUUUGCGUUGUCGACAGUUUUGGUCACGUGACAUUAGCUAGGUCCCUCAACAGCUACUAACACAAGGUAAAUGUAUUUUUGUCCAUAUCAUUUUUAUUGGGUCAAAGCCCUCAGGUUGGUUAUAGAUCUUUUUUUAUUUCUAAUUAUAAUAAUGACAAUAACUUCUAAUUUUUAAAUUAUGUAUUUGUUUUCACGUAGUUUUUCCUCCCCGUUUGAAAUUAAGUACAUGUAACAUCCAUUAAUUUUCUUUAACUGGGUUUGGCUACUGUCCUGUAAAUACCUUAGAUCAUAUUAAAGACUGGCAUAGCCUUUGGGUUCACAAGUGGAAGUGCCUUAAACAUGCAUUUCAGUGAGUGGGCUGCAGGGGGAGACUCCUCUGGUUGCAGAAGGGCUUCAGUUGUAUAGAAGUUGGUAGGAAGUCUGCUUGUUUCAGGUGAUUCUAAAAAAAACCCAUGAUGUUUGUUUACUAAAUGUUGGUUAUUUUUAAGCGGGAGAUAGGAGGAUUACCCACAUUUCACUCUUUAGCUAAUCGGGGUGCACGUUUACAGUUGUAUCCACCCCUUGCGUGUAAACUCCCAAGCUGGCGAUGGGGAAAAUGCUCUACUGGUUUAAGUCCUGUGAAACAGAAAGGAUGUCAGUUUUCAGCUUCAUGUACUUUGCUGCUGUUAGAGAGAAGCAUGUUGUGUAGAUUUAUGCAAAGCUAAUAUACUUUUUUUCCUCUUUCAGUGAGAGAGAGCGAGUAUAACUAUAUUUUUUUGUAUGAUUGGUUUGCUGUAUGUCAAAGCUGUUAACUAUGUUAUGGUCACCCUGUAAACCUUCAUGCACAUCAGUGCAGUUUAAACGCAACAUUUUCUCCCUGCAAGUCACUACAGAAAUAUCUGUACACAUUUCCUGUGUAACCUCGGGGGAAAAUAAAACACUUCCUCUUUUUCA
Messenger RNA from Pelmatolapia mariae (spotted tilapia), 15634 nucleotides. RefSeq lists its product as uncharacterized. Lineage: Eukaryota; Metazoa; Chordata; Actinopteri; Cichliformes; Cichlidae. The transcript is spliced from 35 exons. Gene Ontology annotation, molecular function: nucleic acid binding; zinc ion binding. The coding region runs from base 490 to 14451 and encodes 4653 amino acids. Gene Ontology annotation, cellular component: nucleus. The record is from RefSeq and is a predicted model, not a curated record.